Molecule: messenger RNA, 1535 nt
Organism: Thecamonas trahens ATCC 50062
Lineage: Eukaryota; Apusomonadida; Apusomonadidae
Product: D-2-hydroxyglutarate dehydrogenase
Exons: 1
Coding region: 1-1497 (498 amino acids)
Molecular function (GO): catalytic activity; FAD binding
Source: RefSeq, a predicted model, not a curated record
AUGGGGACAGCACGUGCAGUGCGAGCUGGAAGCAGCAGCGCGGUUGCCCCCGAGGAGAGGCUGGCGGCAUUCCCCGAGGUGACGGGAGGGCAUGUGGCGGCGCUGGAGGCGGUGUGCUCGUCGUUGGAGACAGAUCCGCAUGUACUCGCCGGAGCUUCGCGGGACUGGAUCGGACGGUACCAGGGUCGCGCGGGCGUACUGGUGGCACCCAAGGAUACUGAUGAAGUCGCUGCGGUGAUGAGGGUAUGCGCUGAGGCCGGCCUGGCCGUCGUGCCGCAGGGCGGGAAGACGGGGCUCGUGGGCGGAUCGGUCCCGCUGCUGGCCGGCGAUGGCGGGUGUGGUCCAGACAGUGGCGCCAAAGAGGUUGUUCUCUCGCUCCGUCGGAUGAACGCUAUUGAGAGCAUUGACGUCGAUGCUGGUGUGGUUCAUGCGCAGGCUGGCGUUGUUCUGGAGAGCCUCGAGGCGGCGGUCGCCGAGGCGGGCUUUACCGUUCCGCUAGAUCUGGGUGCCAAGGGCUCGUGUCACGUCGGCGGCAACGUGGCGACCAACGCCGGUGGCAUUCACUUUGUGCGCUACGGCUCGCUUCACGGCUCGGUCCUUGGACUGGAAGUGGUGCUGCCGUCGGGCGACGUGCUGGACUCGCGGACAUCGCUUCGCAAGAACAACACCGGCUACGAUCUCAAGCAGCUGUUCAUCGGCUCAGAGGGCACGCUUGGCGUCAUUACGCGAGUCUCGCUUUGGCUGCCGCCAGCUCCCCAGGCCAAAUCUGUGGCGCUGCUUGGCGUCGACUCGUUUGCAUCGGCGGUGGCGCUUGUCCGCACUGCGCGAGUCCAUCUCGGCGACGCGGUCUCAGCGCUCGAGUUUAUGGAUCGCACCUCGAUCGAGUGCGUAUUGGCGCAUGCUCGUGGCCGCGAUCCGCUCGGUACGGCGACUCCGUUCUACGUCCUUGUUGAGGCAGCGGGCGCGUCUGAGCCUGCUGUUGCUGCCGCCAUGGACUCGCUACUGGAGCAUGCCAUGGACUCGCCGAAGCUGGGUGUACUCGACGGGACACUUGCGGCAGACGGCCAGCAAGCGGCCGAGCUGUGGCACCUGCGCGAGGCGUGCACGGAGGGCAUCAUGGGCGCAGGCGCGGUGUACAAGUACGACCUAUCGCUGCCGACCGCGCAGAUGUACGAUGUGGUUGAGAGUGUCCGUGAGCGGAUGGCCGGCGUCGACGGCGCAGUUGUUGUCGGCUACGGCCACCUCGGCGACGCCAACCUUCACCUCAACAUUGCUGUGCCCGAGUACUCGUCAGAAGUCGAGCACCUACUCGAGCCAUACGUGUACGAAGCGACGGCUGCACUGGCCGGGUCGAUCUCGGCCGAGCACGGUCUCGGGCAGAUGAAGGCUUCGGUUGCCCACUACUCGCAGUCCAAGACUGCGCUGGCCUACAUGCGCGCUAUCAAGGAUGUGUUCGAUCCCCAAGGCAUUCUGAAUCCCGGCAAGGUUCUGGUCUGAGCUCAGCGUUCGACGUCGACCACGAAAGAGCCACUAUC